Molecule: messenger RNA, 852 nt
Organism: Diabrotica balteata
Lineage: Eukaryota; Metazoa; Arthropoda; Insecta; Coleoptera; Chrysomelidae
Source: the annotation of a GenBank genome assembly
AGAAAAAAAUCGAAAUGUGGAAGGUACUAGCAGUUCUAGUUGCAGUAAUUGUAGCACUUGAUGCUGCUCCAUCCCGAAAUGUUACAUUGGGUAAAAUCAAUUUAGGAAUCGUUGGAGGCGACAAAACAGAUAUCAAGUUACAUAAAUUCCAAGUUUCAGUUCAGCAUAACAACAAGCAUUUUUGUGGAGGUUUCCUGAUUUCAUCUACAUGGGUAGUAACAGCAGCACAUUGUCUUACACAGGGAUACAGCACAAAUCUUAAUAUUCGGGCUGGUAGUUCAAAAGCCCAUAGUGGUGGUCAAUCGGUUAAAGUAGUAAAGCAUAUAAUUCACAAAUCCUACAGCGAUUAUACCCUUAAUAACGAUAUUGCCUUAUUACAAUUGGCUAAUGCUGUAACUGCAACUAAUGCUAAAGCUGCUGUUCUUCCUGCAGCUAAUGAAGUUCUUGCAGAUGGUGCAAGUAUUACGGUAACCGGUUGGGGAGCAACAAGAGAAGGAGGAGCUGGUUCAGAAGAUUUGUUGCAAGUAGUUGUUCCAAAAGUUAGUCAAACUACCUGUCAAAAUCGAUACUCAAACACGAUAACAGCAAAUAUGUUCUGCGCUGGCUACUUGGGAGUUGGAGGUAAAGAUGCUUGCCAAGGGGACUCUGGUGGUCCAGCUGCAGCUAAUGGAAAAGUAGUUGGUAUUGUUUCUUGGGGAGCCGGCUGUGCCCAAGCUAAUUAUCCCGGAGUUUACGCUAAUGUUGCUAGCUUACGAAGCUGGAUUAAAACUAAUUCUGGAAUUUAAUUGAUUAUAUUAUAACAUUAUACACUGUACCUUGAACAUAAUUUAAUAAAAAUAAUCAAGUUGAUAU